AUGUAUAUAUAUACACGCUGUUGGGCCUGCGACGGACAGACUAGUUAUCCGCCCGCGUCAGUCUUUAAAUACGUUCACACACAAUUUCAUCUCCGGAGCCACCUUGCCAGCUCUGACUUCGUCUACAUCGUGAAGAAGUUGCAUCCGCACAUCAGACAAGGCGCGAUGUGUCAAACCUAUGUGCACCGGUACGCAUGCGCGCAUGUGACCGAAAGCACGAAAAUGUGCAGUCAGGCUGUCCGAGAUACGAACCCGGAACGCAACCCAAUAUCACCUGCCAAUUGCCCAAACAGGAAAGGAAAAAAAGUCACUGAGCACAGCAGUCCCUGCGGUGGUUCAGACUGUAUUUUGUCAAGAAAGGGCGGAGUAUGGACAUGCUGCUCCUGCAACAAAACACCGAACCGCCGCAAUCGAUGCCAAGGUUGCAACAAAACUAUUUGCCGGUCUUGCACUGCCGUCAAAGAAUGAUAUGUGUGUCUGGGGGUGGCUGCGAUAUUUGAGCUGCAUUCGAUCAGUGACUCGAGUCGGGGCGCUCUGGAGUCCUUUUUCAUUUCGAAAAUCAGGAAUAGCUUGUACAAAUUCAGACGAACUGUCAAGAUGCUGCCCGCAAGCUUCCUCGCGUUACGAGUUGGCAAGAGGUACCGCAUUGGCGAAGACACAGGACUUUGAUAAGAGAAAUGGGAAAAAAAGACUUAACUGUUAACUAGUAGCAGUAAAAUCAGUGUUCAGAGA
This is a messenger RNA of Chondrus crispus (carragheen), 732 nucleotides long. RefSeq lists its product as hypothetical. The coding region runs from base 1 to 468 and encodes 155 amino acids. The transcript has 2 exons. The record is from RefSeq and is a predicted model, not a curated record. Lineage: Eukaryota; Rhodophyta; Florideophyceae; Gigartinales; Gigartinaceae.